CACCCACUGCCCAAACCCCCUCACAUCCAAGCUAUAAUUAACCACCCGACAAGGCUACGCACACACACAGCCAUGCCCUCCACAAGGCUAGCUGAAAACAAUCCUACCACCGCUGACACCGAAUCCUGAGGUUCAUCCGCAGCCCCACACCCCAACCAACCAGGAUCGUUAGCAGUUAUUAUCUACGCGAGCCAGCCAAUCAGCACCCCCCGCCCCAUGACCCUGAUCAGAGCCAUGUGGAUCGGAAUCAAGCCUUCAAAGUGACAGCCACCACCCUAGUCUCGCACUAGAAGAUACAUCCCUGCUAGUAGGAAAGAUGCGUGAGGCUGAGAGUGUCAGCACACAAUGAUACCAAGUGUUAAAAAGGUGAGUUGCUCCUCUAAACUGAUUUUUCACUGUCAUUGUCUUGUGCUUCAACUAGGGUUUGAUUUCAUCCACCUUUCAAUAUGCGUGUCUGGCGUACCCUGCUUUUAGCGGGGUGUGUAUCGGCGAUUGAGUUCAAUAUCACCAAAACGGACACAAUCAAAACCGCCGCAACCACCGAACUCACCAACCUCCUCACUGACGCCAACUUCAACGGCACCAUCAACCCAAUCUACUCUACCGGCUACCCAGAGGGCAUGCUCUACACAUCGCUAAUCUCCUACUGGAACGCCACCGGCAACACCACCUACAACGACAAGAUCAUCGAGCGCAUGCACAACCAAUCCGAAGGCAUCUACAGCGGCGUCUGGGUGGAGAUCGAAGUCCUGACCAGCGACUUCGUCUCCUGGGGUCUGGCUGCCAUCGCUGCCGCGGAGGUGGAUUUCCCAGGGAGUCCGACGAACUCGUCGUGGUUGGCCUGGGCGAAGAAAGUCGCGUAUACGCUUGAUCUGAUGAUUGAUCAAGGCUCCGUGUGCAAUGGGGGGUUGUAUGAUGAUGAGAGCGACGAACAUGGAACGCAAUUCGAUUGGUUUGAUAACGGGGCGUAUUUUCAGCUUGCGGCGAGGAUUGCCGCCGCUAGCUCGGGGUCGGAUCAGGGUACGUAUGCGGAGUAUGCGGCUAGUGCGUGGUCGUGGAGUGAGAAGAAUGGGAUGGUGAAUACGACGGAUUGGUCGGUUAGUGAGCUGGUGUCGAAUCGGACGGCGAAUGCGAGUUGUGUGGCUGUCGAUACGUCGCGGUGGUCUUGGGCGUAUGGCUUGUAUUUGAGUGGGGCGGCGCAUAUGUAUCAUGCUACCAAGUCGGAUGUGUGGAUGACCCGGACCGAGGGGUUACUUAACAGCACUCUGGACACAUUCUUCAUCAACAACAUCAUGGUCGAAGUGGGCUUUGACAGUUCCAGUCUGGGAACGGCAGAGCAAUCCACGCUGUCUGCCUACCCUUUCAAGGGAUUCCUGGCGUUGUGCCUUGCGUCCGUGGCAAACCUAAUGCCGGACUUGGCGGACCGCAUUGUGCCCUUACUGCAGGACACGGCCGUGGCUGUGGCGGAGCAAUGCGAUGGCACGAGUAACCACACUGUCUGUGGAUCGGAUUGGGGGAGUAGCACGUAUAACAACGAUUCAUCGUUUGAGAAUACCUGGAAUGCGGCCAAUAUUUUCACCUCCAAGCUGCUGGCCCCGGAGACGAGCAAAUCCGGGAAUACCACCAGCAGCAGCGGGAACUCGAAGAGUGGCGAUGCUUCGAAAAAGACCAAGAGUGAGAAGGGCAUUUCAAAGGCUGUUAUCGCUGGUGCCGUGGUUGCGGCCGCGGCGGGCGUGGCGUUGAUCCUUGCAGGCAUUCUCUUUGCCUUGAAGAGGAAUCAAAGGAGGAUUCCGGUUCCGACGAGGGAGCCGUAUGAGCCGUAUUAUUCGGCUCAAGGACGAGGUCCGGUCGAGAUGGCGCAGGGGAGAUAUGUUCCUGAGAUGGGUAAUGGGAUGACGACGGAACUUCCGGGCCAGGUUAGGUAUGAUCCUCAUGAGAUGGAGUCGGUUGCGGUGUCGGAGGUGGGAGGCUAUGGCCGUGGGUCGCGAUAUGAGAUGGGAUGAUAAAUGCUUUUGAUUGAUGGUUUAUAGUGUGGUAUUAGAUUAUGUCGUGAGAAAUAGUACAUGCGCCUUCCUAACACCGCAAGCAGAUAAAUACAAGUAUUGG
Messenger RNA from Aspergillus sclerotioniger CBS 115572, 2106 nucleotides. RefSeq names its product glycoside hydrolase family 76 protein. The record is from RefSeq and is a predicted model, not a curated record. Bases 447 to 2003 code for a protein of 518 amino acids. Gene Ontology annotation, molecular function: mannan endo-1,6-alpha-mannosidase activity. The transcript is spliced from 3 exons. Gene Ontology annotation, biological process: carbohydrate catabolic process; fungal-type cell wall biogenesis. Lineage: Eukaryota; Fungi; Ascomycota; Eurotiomycetes; Eurotiales; Aspergillaceae.